CUCCUCCAACACUCGUAACGGGACUAAAACACCUUCUCCUUCUCGGUUUGGUUUCUCUUCAACGGCAUCCUCCGCUUUUAAAAAGGUAAAACAACGGCAAGAAAGCCCUCCACAUCUCUUUUACCUUUUUAUUCACUCUUUAGGUUUAAAUUCUAUUCCGGCGAAUGGAGAGAGCGCUCGUGGAAUUGUUUGACGCAGCCAGGAAAGCCGCGGAUUUGGCUGCCGCCGCCGCCUCCGAUGCCGUUUCCUCCAAGGGUCCCGAAGUUUCUAGAUGCGUCGACGCCUUGAACCAGCUCAAGACUUUCCCUGUCACUUACGACAUUCUUGUUUCUACUCAGGUUGAGAGAAAGCUUCGACCUCUCACAAAGCAUCCUACGGAGAAGAUUCAUAGAAUGGCUUCAGAUUUGCUGGAGUUAUGGAAAAAAAUUGUUAUUAAAGAGGCUUCCAAGGGUAAGAAAAAUGGCACUGCUAGUGCUGUCAAGGUUGAGAAAAAGGAAGCAGAUGGAAAUACAGCAAUGGCUGAGAAGAUAAAUCUCGGAGAGACUGGUAAGAUUAAGAAGAUUUAUAUCGACGGGAAAACAAAGGCGAAGAGUGCUCCAAAGUUGAUGACAUUGGUCAAAUGUAAUGAUCCUUUGCGUGAUAAAUUUCGGGAGAUUCUAGUAGAGGCCUUGUCUAAAGUUCCCAGUGAGACUGAUGAAGACAUGUUGGAUCAAGUGAACGCUUGUGAUCCCAUCUGGGUUGCGGUAACUGUGGAAUCUGUGAUGUUCAGGAAGAUGGGUAAAUCAAAUGACACCAACAAGAUUAAAUAUAGAUCGAUAAUGUGCAACAUGAAGGAUCCGAAAAAUCCAGACUUAAGGAGGAAAGUUCUUCUAGGAGAAGUGAAUCCGGAAAGGCUUAUCACUAUGACCCCAGAAGAAAUGGCCAGCGAGCAAAGGCAACGCGAGAAUAAAGAAAUAAAACAAAAAGCUAUAUCUUAUUGCGAGCGUGAUGCUGCACCAAAGGCUACAACCGAUCAAUUUAAGUGCGGUCGUUGUGGUAAACGGGAAACCAGUUACUAUCAAAUGCAGACUAGGAGUGCAGAUGAACCUAGGAUAACAUACGUAACGUGUGUAAACUGCAACAACCAUUGGGAAUUCACUAGUGCUGUGAUUGUGAAGAUGUAGGGUUGAUAAUCUUGAUAAGUUAAAAACAAUCUUUCAUUCAUAUAUAUUUUUCUACUACACGAACUAAGGGAUAACUAGGUAUUGAGCUUUGGAUGCAAUCAGAGAGGCUCAUGUUGGCUAUAUUUCAUAUAUCGUGCCAGUCCCUGGCUAUAAAAGGCUUUUCAUGUGAAGUGCUUAAUGGUUGUCUUUUUUCACCAUAACAGCUUGGGAUUUAUUCAUUUGCAAAGGGUAGGGUAGUUGUAGAAUUAGGCUUCUUAGGGUAAGUUUGGAUGAACGGUGCGUUUACUAGCUGUUAGUGUAAAAACAGAAGUAGCGGUGAAAUUAGAUAUUGUAGCGAUACUGUAGCGUGAGACAAAAAGUAAGCUAAACGCAUCGCACCGCACCGCACCCAAUCGUCCAUCUAAACCCACUCUUAGUUUACCAACAACAAUGCAAGCCAUGUUUUUUAAUUUU
Molecule: messenger RNA, 1616 nt
Organism: Gossypium raimondii (Peruvian cotton)
Lineage: Eukaryota; Viridiplantae; Streptophyta; Magnoliopsida; Malvales; Malvaceae
Product: transcription elongation factor TFIIS
Exons: 2
Coding region: 165-1163 (332 amino acids)
Biological process (GO): DNA-templated transcription; transcription elongation by RNA polymerase II
Cellular component (GO): nucleus
Molecular function (GO): zinc ion binding; nucleic acid binding
Source: RefSeq, a predicted model, not a curated record